Petromyzon marinus (sea lamprey) is the source of this 714-nucleotide messenger RNA. RefSeq lists its product as uncharacterized. NCBI's taxonomy places the organism in Eukaryota, Metazoa, Chordata, Hyperoartia, Petromyzontiformes, Petromyzontidae. The record is from RefSeq and is a predicted model, not a curated record.
UUACCGAAAGAGCUAAGGAGAUGCUGAGUUCGUUCUAAGCCGAGUCGACCAAUCAGAGCCGCUCCCGGCAAGGGUGGGCGAGUGGACCAAUCAGAGCGCGUCUCGCUGCCGACACGUGGCGAGCACAUGGAGGGAGACGAGACGAGGUUGAGCCCGCCGUGUGCUGCAGACACGGAGCUCGGUGCGGGCGACAGCGGCAGCCCCUUCUGGCCCGCAGCCUCCGCCGAUCGCCGCGUGCGGGAGGCCGGGGACGGCCGGGACGGGCAGAUGUCCCCGUGCCACAAGUUCAACAGCGGCAAGAAUCAUUACGUCCGUAGAGAAGACCCGAGCGAUGAGAGCGAUUGUGACGAUGAUGGGGAGGAGGAGGAGGAGGAGGAGAACGCUGCCUCGCCUGGUAUUGAUCCUUUGCAGCUGGGUCCCAGUGAGGACUGGGACCUGGAGAUCGACAAAGCAAGUCCUUACGGAGACGAGGAGCUCUCCAUCCCGCCGUCCGCCGCCGCCGCCUCCGCCGCCGCCGCGCCGCUCCCGGGCGCCUACUUCCCGGGCAUGCACCACGCCCAGCGCCGCCGCGACUCCUUCGCCUGCGCCCUCCUCAACCUGUCGCAGCUCGCGGUGCAGCCCGGGCAGUUCGACGACGCCCGCCCAGGGGAGCGGGCCCCCCCCCCCCCCCCCCGCCUCCCCUCCCCUCUCGCCCACCCCCGCCCUUCGCCCUGA